AUGUCCUCGGCAACUUCCACCAGUUCUUUGCCCAGCGGCCUGGCUGUCCUGACAACUUUCCCAGAUGUGCUCAUCAUUCCUGAAAUCAUCUUUGGAGGCCUUGUCUGGAUCCUGGUGGCAUCCUCGAGGGUGCCAGCACCCAUCCUGCAAGGCUGGGUGAUGUUUGUCUCAGUGUUCUGCUUCGUCAUGUCCACCACCCUCCUGUGCCUCUACAUCUGCGGGGCUCACGGGGACAGCAGCUCCUGGGUCACCUUGGAUGCCAUCUGCCAGGUGACAGCAGCUCUGUUCUACCUCAGUGCUGCUGUGUUGGAAGCCUACUUCACCUACAGCAUUGGCUUGGUAUCUGACAACCCUGUGAUAAUGCACAUCUACCAGGAGAACAUUGCUGCUGUGGUAUUUGCAUUCGUAGCUACCCUGGUGUACGUGAUCCAUAAGAUAUUCUCGCUCCUGCGAUGGAAAUCAUCUUAA
This is a messenger RNA of Antrostomus carolinensis (chuck-will's-widow), 468 nucleotides long. It is a transcript of the gene MAL, whose product is annotated as mal, T cell differentiation protein (MAL blood group). NCBI's taxonomy places the organism in Eukaryota, Metazoa, Chordata, Aves, Caprimulgiformes, Caprimulgidae. Gene Ontology annotation, biological process: myelination. The record is from RefSeq and is a predicted model, not a curated record. The coding region runs from base 1 to 468 and encodes 155 amino acids. Gene Ontology annotation, molecular function: structural constituent of myelin sheath. Gene Ontology annotation, cellular component: membrane. The transcript is spliced from 4 exons.